Molecule: messenger RNA, 1107 nt
Organism: Clavispora lusitaniae ATCC 42720
Lineage: Eukaryota; Fungi; Ascomycota; Pichiomycetes; Serinales; Metschnikowiaceae
Gene: MED1
Product: Med1p
Biological process (GO): regulation of transcription by RNA polymerase II
Cellular component (GO): mediator complex
Molecular function (GO): transcription coregulator activity
Source: RefSeq, a predicted model, not a curated record
CCACUCUUCUGGAACCACUCACUGACGAUAGACGAAAGUGAUGCUGAGCUUGUUGAACGUGCCUCUAAAUACACAUCCAAGCAAUCUGAGUAUACUAUCAACGUUGUUUUUCUGCAAGCGAAUAGUCUUUCCUUCCUUAGGACGAGGAAUGACUCUUCAACCGUCGCAGAAGCAAUACUAUUGAAGAAUCUCAGUAAUAACGUUUUGGGAAAUUUUCCCACUAACUUGAAAUACUUAACCUGCCUCGAUAGUAUGUCGCCGUUAGAUGGUGAUUUGAUUGUUUACCUAGAUAACAUUGCCUUAUAUUUGAAUGCUGUGCAUGCGAUGGAAACAAACCUAAACCCAGGGAUCACAGACAUUCGCUCAGGCUGGAAAAGUCGCUUCGGAAAGAUUUAUCUUAACGAUCCAGAAACUCAAAGAUUGGGCGUUUUUCUACAUUUUUGGAAAGAGUCGCGUCGUUUGAGUGAAGUAAUGAAACAUGGAGCCACACCUUGCAACAGCAGAGUACAUAAGGCAAUCCUAACAAUCGAGGAAGGUGAAAGUCAAUCUUUGGAUGUUUUAAAGGAAGCAAAGGACCAAAAAUGGCAUCUUUCAACUUCACAAGGCCUCCUUCAACCUUACAUUUUCACGUUUGAAGAUGAUUCUCAUCUCCACAAUCAUCAAAGUGUUACCAGUUUUUCGAGUCCAAACUGGGCUUUGCAUCUCCGACUUGAUUUUCCUGUCUUUAUGCCAUCAGUUCAUAUUGAAUAUUUUGGAAUCACUAAUUACGGGCAAGCAAAGAAACCAAGAGAGCCAGAAGUUUUCAAGCUGCUCAAAGAGGAUGGAGCAGUUCAAUUUUUGGCUAGAAGGAAUGGUGAAAAUAUCUCUAUUUCAUUUACUUCUGACGAUACCGCUGAGUUGGUAGCUGUGGAGUCUUUUGAAAUAACAAAAUUAACCCAACUUGAGAAAAUUAUUCCUACAAUUAGAAACUACAUUGUCUUCUCCAGUCUUGUCGAUAAUGUGAUGCAAAGUCCAGAUACAACAUUUGUUGCGUCGCCAAAACUGUCGAGACCAAUAAGCCCAAAAGUUAAAGGAUUCACUAAACCUUUCAGAAGGGGUUACAGAUGA